Messenger RNA from Solanum tuberosum (potato), 1092 nucleotides. RefSeq lists its product as uncharacterized. The record is from RefSeq and is a predicted model, not a curated record. The transcript is spliced from 2 exons. NCBI's taxonomy places the organism in Eukaryota, Viridiplantae, Streptophyta, Magnoliopsida, Solanales, Solanaceae. The coding region runs from base 237 to 896 and encodes 219 amino acids.
CUCUCUUCAAAAAAAUUGACCUUUUCCCUUAUUCUUAGCUUUCUAGAGAAUCGCUUUGCUUCCUUUUUUCUCUCUCUGUCUCUCUCAAUAUAAAACCCCCCAUUGUUAUCACAUAUACUGUAAUAAGCAAUCCCCAUUUUCACUAACUUCUCCUCAAAGAAAAAACACCAAGAAUUCACCAACUACUAAAACCCCAUUUACACCAAUCAACAAAUUUCAAAAACAGAGAUAAAGAAAUGAAGUUAGUUUGGUCUCCAGAAAAAGCAUCUAAAGCUUAUAUCGAUACUGUUAAAUCCUGUGAGAUAUUUCAAGAAUCGAGUGUAGCAGAGAUGAUAUCGGCUAUGGCUGCAGGAUGGGAUGCUCAGAUGAUUGUGGAAACAUGGUCGAGAGGUGGGGUUAUGGCUACAAGUAUUGGAUUGGCUGUGGCAAAUCAUCAUACAGGUGGUAGGCAUAUAUGUGUAGUACCAGAUGAAGAUUCAAGAACAGAGUAUGUAGAAGCUAUGGAAAAAGCUGGGAUGUCGCCAGAAGUUGUGAUCGGAGAACCGGAAGAAGCGAUGGAUGGGUUGAUGGGGAUUGAUUUUUUGGUGGUGGAUUGUAGAAGAAAUGAUUUCGGUAGAAUUUUGGGAGUUGCUAAAUUAGGACACAGAGGUGCAGUUUUGAUUUGUAAAAAUGCAAGUUCAAGAAUUGCUUCUGAUUUCCGGUGGCGGAGUGUUCUCGACGGGAAAUCAAGAAUUGUUCGGUCGGUUUUUCUGCCGGUAGGCAAAGGUCUGGAUAUUGCUCAUGUCGGAGCCACCGUGAAAGGCGGCGGAAAAAAGGGUGGCUCCGGGAAGACAGAAAGUCGAUGGAUUAGACAUUUUGAUAGAGAUUCAGGGGAAGAAUUUGUGAUACGCAAGUGAUGAAGUCCAAAAUUCAAAAUUCUGUUAUAGUAUAUUUUUUUUCUCUUGUUUAAUUAUUUUUCUUUUAGGUUUUUGUGUAUAUUAUAGACGAUACAAAAUUAACCAGGUUCCUGUCUUGCCAAUUUUGAUAUAUGCUAGUGCUUAUCUUUCGAGGUUCUGUCAAAAGCAUUCACUCUACUUGUGAAAUUAGACUUUU